Molecule: messenger RNA, 519 nt
Organism: Rhizophagus irregularis DAOM 181602=DAOM 197198
Lineage: Eukaryota; Fungi; Glomeromycota; Glomeromycetes; Glomerales; Glomeraceae
Source: RefSeq, a predicted model, not a curated record
AUGGUCACCCAUCUCCAUGAAAAAUUUUAUCGAUCCAAUGCCACCCCAUUAUCAGAAGCCGACAUCAAGGAAAUUAGAGAAUCCAGAGACAGGAUACCCAAUGCAUCAAAAAUAAUGGCUGAAAAAUUCCAUGUUGGUGCUCGGCGUAUUUAUGAAAUAUGGAACAAUAGUGAACGUCUCCAACAAGGACUUAUUUUAUCUUCUUUCGAUCAGCUUGCUUUGGAUAAAAAUUCCCAAUCUGAUAAGUCAGAACAGACUCUUGAAGCAGUAUCAUCUAUAUCCCUUCUGGCUACAGAUAUUCCAAAAAAGAAUGGUCUAAAAAAGAAGGUUAAAAUAAAUGAGAAGCCGGUUACUGAGGCAACUAGUAUAGUGAAAAAAAAUAACAAAAAUGGCAUGGUCUCUUCCUCUGAUAAUUCGUUUGAUACAUCCCGAGAAGACAGGGCAGAAUCUCUUUUUAAAAAUCUAAUUAAUCGUGGUGAAAAGCUUAAGGGUUUAACAGCUAAUACCCUCCUUAUAUAA